This is a messenger RNA of Ambispora leptoticha, 488 nucleotides long. The record is from the annotation of a GenBank genome assembly. NCBI's taxonomy places the organism in Eukaryota, Fungi, Glomeromycota, Glomeromycetes, Archaeosporales, Ambisporaceae.
UUGCAAUGCCAGCUGAUCCAUACUUCUACAAAAUCCUUUUAUUAAAAGAAAUGAAUCCAUACGUUGACAUCUUCAAUCUAAUGUCCUAUAAUUUCUCUGGAGAAUGGCAACAACCAACAGAACACCAAGCAAACUUGUUCGGCCAUGGUUUAUCAGUUGAUCGAGCAGUAACUAACUAUAUUGAAGCUGGAGUUAAUCUAGCAAAAAUAGCACUUGGAAUCCCGAUGUAUGGAAAGUACUCCGGUACUGGGAAAGGAGAAUGGGAACCGGGCAUAUGGGACUAUAAAUCUCUCCCGAAAAAUGGUAGCAAGGAAUUUUAUGACAAGAAAGUAGUAACUAGUUACAGUUACGACAAGAAAAAAUGUGAACUCAUAAGUUAUGAUAAUCCCAAAGUGGUUAAAGAAAAAUGUAAAUACUUGAAAAAUAAAAAAUUAGGUGGAAUUAUGUUUUGGGAAUUGGAUGGUGACUUUCCUACCUCAAAUAAUUGA